Messenger RNA from Cetraspora pellucida, 555 nucleotides. NCBI's taxonomy places the organism in Eukaryota, Fungi, Glomeromycota, Glomeromycetes, Diversisporales, Gigasporaceae. The record is from the annotation of a GenBank genome assembly.
GCCAGCCAAGUAGAAGAAAAUGAGUUUCUUGAAACAAAUAAAGAAAACAUCAGCUUUCUAGACCAAAACGAAGCAUGUAAUAGUGCCAAAAAGUUAACAAACCUACUUCAAGUAAACAACAAACAACAAUGGAAUCACAUGCCUUCUGAUGAUAAUCUUAGACACAUGUCUGAUAGCAACACAUCUGAACAUAUACAAGUUGAUGAAAACAUUGUCCAACCUCAGCAGAAAAGACCUAUAGAGGAAUUAAAUUUUCUACAAUCCCAAACCUUUAAUGAACAUGUGACCUUAGACAACUUGUCUCAAAAUUUUAACAAAACUGCAACUUUCCCAACUGACAUGCAUGUCGAAUCUUCAACCAAAGACCAAUCCUUCAACUCAACCGAGAGUGAGGCAAAUGCUGACUUAACCUCUAAUCCAAUUGCUAUGAAUACAUUUUUAAAGUCAGAUGAAGCAGAAUUUAUACUAGUUACCUCUAAAAAUAAAAGAAAUAAGAGCAAAAAGAAGGAUCAGGACAGAAUGGCUGGUCCAAGCAAAAGCAAGGAGUUCCUCUAG